CGGCGGGCUCUCUAUGGCCCGGCGGGGCGCGGAGGCGGGGGCGCGGCGCCGAGGGGGCCCGGCCGGCGGCGACGCCGAGGCCCGAUGGAGCCGGCGGCGGCUCUUCCGCCUGGAGCUGAGCGCCGCUCCCCGCCUGUCUUCUCGACCCGGCGGCGGGACCGCGAGCUGCUCCCGGCUCCGCGGGCGGCCCUGAGGGGGUCCUGAGGGCCCCGCGCCCGCCGGCAUAGGCUCCCGCCGGCUCACCGGCUUCUCUCCCCGCAGCGCCGGCUCCCGGGCCGACCCCAGCAUCCGGGCCGCUUCCCGAGGACCCAGGCGACCCCGCCGCGAGACCCCGGGCAACCGCCCCCACGAGCACCCGGGCGCCCCCCGCGACGACCCGGGCCGCCCCCCGGGGCCGGGCGCCCUCGGGAUGGACGAGGACAGCCUGCAGGCCGCCCUGCAGGCCCACGGCGCGCAGCUGCGGCAGGUGGAGCGGGCCCUGCGCGCCGGCCUGGACGCCUCCGAGCUGGCCGACCUGCGCCGGCUGCAGCGGGACCUCCGCGAGCUGAUCGCGCUCACGGAGGCCAGCCUGGCGUCCGUCAGGCAGAGCAAGCUGCUGGCCGCGCUGGACGGCGAGCGCGCGGCGCAGGACGAGGCCGAGCGCCCGGCCUUCCCGGCCGGCGCCGCGCUGAGCGGGCGCACGGUGAGCGCGCCCUACCGCAGCCCGUGGGGCGCGCUGGAAUACCACGGCGCCAUGGUGGUGGGCGCCGAGGCGGCGGCGGGCGGCGCGGCGGGCGUGCGCGUGCUCUACCUCUACCCCACGCACCGCGCGCUCAAGCCCUGCCCGUUCUUCCUGGAGGGCCGCUGCCGCUUCCAGGAGAGCUGCAGGUUCUCCCAUGGGCAGGUGGUCUCUGUGGAUGAGCUGCGCCCCUUCCAAGACCCAGACCUGAGCUCUCUGAAGGCUGGCUCUGCAUGUCUGGCCAAGCAGCAAGACGGCCUCUGGCACCCAGCGCGGAUCACUGAUGUGGACAGUGGCUACUACACAGUCAAGUUUGACUCACUGCUGCUGAAGGAAGCCGUGGUAGAGGGGGACAGCAUCCUGCCCCCACUGCGCACAGAGCCUGCAGGGUCCUCUGACUCAGACAGCAGCGACCCAGAUGACCCCAGUUAUGCCAGAGUGAUGGAGCCUGGUGCUGCCGACCAUGGGACCUGCAGCUCUGCCUUCGCUGGCUGGGAGGUGCACACACGGGGUAUUGGCUCCAGACUCCUUGCCAAGAUGGGCUACGAGUUUGGCAAGGGUCUGGGUCGACACUCCGAGGGCCGGGUGGAGCCCAUCCACGCCGUGGUGCUGCCUCGAGGGAAGUCACUGGACCAGUGUGCAGAGAUACUGCAGAAGAGGGCCAAAGGCAGCAAGGCUGGCACCAGCAGCCUCCCAAAAUGCCCAGGGAGAGGGGGCAGGCCUAGGGGCCGCCCACCCCCACGUAGCGUGUUUGACUUUCUGAAUGAGAAGCUGCAGGGCCAGGACCCUGAGGCCCUGGAGGCUGGGGCAGCUCCCCCGGGCAGGAAGAGCCGCACAGAAACGUACCGAGGCACCACGAGCACCAAGCGGGCCCUGAGCCUGCAGCUUUUCCAGACUGAGGAGAAGAUUGAGCAGACCCAGCGGGACAUCCGGGGCAUUCAGGAGGCCCUUGCCCGCAACACAGGCCGGCACAGCGUGAUGGUGGCCCAGCUGCAGGAGAAGCUGGCGGGAGCCCGGCGGCAGCUGGGGCAGCUCCGGGCCCAGGAGGCAGGCCUGCAGCAGGAGCAGAGGAAGGCAGACACCCACAAGAAGAUGACUGAGUUCUAGAGCCCCUGCGCGCACACUGGCUGAGCCCAGAGACCCCUGCUCCCGGCUGCCUCAGGAAGACCAGCUGUUGCCCAGCAACCAGGAUGCCACCAGAAGAGGGGCUAGCCUCCACAGCUGGCCUGCUUGCCAGCGGGGGCGUGUGGACACUGCUGAGUGGAGAUGGGCUGCAGGGAUCACUCUGGACACUUACUUGCCCGUCAAGUCCACCUGCCAGUGUCUGAGGGCAUCUCCUGAGCAAGGACAUUAAAGUGCUUUUGUUGCGUGUC
Molecule: messenger RNA, 2091 nt
Organism: Equus quagga
Lineage: Eukaryota; Metazoa; Chordata; Mammalia; Perissodactyla; Equidae
Gene: ZGPAT
Product: zinc finger CCCH-type and G-patch domain containing
Exons: 7
Coding region: 410-1825 (471 amino acids)
Biological process (GO): regulation of transcription by RNA polymerase II; negative regulation of DNA-templated transcription
Cellular component (GO): nucleus
Molecular function (GO): DNA-binding transcription factor activity, RNA polymerase II-specific; metal ion binding; RNA polymerase II cis-regulatory region sequence-specific DNA binding
Source: RefSeq, a predicted model, not a curated record